This is a messenger RNA of Suncus etruscus (white-toothed pygmy shrew), 618 nucleotides long. RefSeq names its product protein tyrosine phosphatase receptor type C associated protein (gene PTPRCAP). The record is from RefSeq and is a predicted model, not a curated record. Bases 1 to 618 code for a protein of 205 amino acids. NCBI's taxonomy places the organism in Eukaryota, Metazoa, Chordata, Mammalia, Eulipotyphla, Soricidae. Gene Ontology annotation, cellular component: plasma membrane. The transcript has a single exon.
AUGGCCCCACCGUCUCCCCCACAGGGCCUGGCCGUCUGGGGGCUUGGGAUGUUGCUGGCCUUGCCUGGGGUGCAGGGCUCGGGCAAGGCCGGGGCCGGGGCCAGCUCGACCACUGUAGUCCUGUUGCUGCUGCUGCUGCUGCUGCUGCUCACGAGCCUGGCGCUGGCCUGGCGCCGCCUGAGCCGGGACUCGAACGGCUACUACCACCCGGCCCGUCUGGGCGCUGCACUCUGGGGCCGCACCUGCCGCCUGCUCCGGGCCAGCCCCGCCGGCCACUGGCUAUGGGCCCAAGCCGAGCCGGACCCCGAGUCCCAGGAGGAGCAGCCUAACGCGGGAGAGGGCAGCUGGGAUGGCGCCGAGGAACCGGGGGCUGCAGAAGGACCUGGCCCGCAGCGCACCCAGGAGCUGACCGAAGACACUGACCGGGACCGGGACCACGACCGGGACGAGGACGAUCAAGAGCAGGAGGCCCUGGGCCUUGGUGUGCAGGGUCCGGCAGGCGCCGGGGGCAGCUCUGAGGCCCUGCUCAGUGGCCUACAGGCCUUUGCUGGCAGUGCAGCCUGGGACGACAGCGGGGCAGCGGAGGGGAACCAGGCCCUCCAUGUCACGGCGUUGUAG